UGGAGCUACCUCUACGGGGACGGUGUUUAUGGUAACACUGGAAAAAUUAGAAAUUAGCAACGUUUAUCCGUUCAUUUACACAGUACUGUGCGAAUUAAUUUAUUGGUCAUUGUAUGCACAGCGAGGUUUCUUGAAGAGUACAGCGAAGCCGCAUACACGAGCUCCUGAUGAAGGUCUGUAGGUAAUAGUUUGAGAGCCUUGUAAGACGCCAUGUCUGAAGAGGCAAUUUCAGAAAGUGACCUGGAGCCCAGCCUUAACAGUGAAGAGGAGUAUUCGGAAAACGAGGAAGAGGAGGACAAUGAGGACGUGGAGGAAGAUGAGGAUGAAAAUGAUGGAGACGAUGAAGAAGAUGAUAGUGUUGAACGGCCUGUUAGUGCCCAGGGCAGGACAGAAACAGGUCAGGAUGGCAGGGACUCCACUUCAGCUACCUCUGGAGAGCCGUCCUCAGAGCCUCCGUCUGAGCCCGCGUCCCGCCCGUCCUCCAGACCCCCUUCUCGCUCUCAGCCUCCAAUCAGCCCGGAAAACUCAAGCCAGAGCAAGCCAGCUUCCAGCAAAACAAAGAAACAUAAAACCUCUAAAUUAACCAAAUCUUCUAAGUCUUCAAAAGGCUCCAAGCCAUCUAAGCCUGCACACAUGAGGAAGAAUAUCAGAAAGCUGCUGAAAGAGGAUCAACUGGAGGCGGGGACCAAAGCUGCUCAACAGGAGGAGAUGGACAGGCGGAAGCGUCUGGAGCAGCAGAGGAAGGACUUCCCUACACCAGCCUCGACUGUCCCAGACUCUCAGCUAGUCGACACUGCUUCAAUUUUAGAAGUAUCUCACUUGGUCCCUGCUCUCCUGAGCAAGCAGGAUGUGAUCUGUCUGGACAGCAGUGGGGAUGAAGAUGAAAAGGUGGACCCCACGCUGCCUUCACUUGCCAUUAGAGACGAUAUAAUUGAGCUUAGUUCUGGGGACGAGGACGCCCUGCAGAUAAGCAGCGAGUCUGCCGAUGAGGAUGCUGAUGGCACGGCCGCCUCAGAGGAAAGCAGUGGAGCGCACAUCAACGACGCCAUGAAUCUGCCUGAUGCCCAGGGUCGAGUGCUGGUUAAUAUCGGUCACCCUGCAGAGGAGAAAGACAUUUACCUCGCUCCACAGCUGGCCAAGGCCGUCAAACCUCACCAGAUCGGGGGAAUCCGGUUCCUCUAUGAUAACCUCAUUGAGUCUCUGGAGCGGUAUAAGACCAGCAGUGGCUUUGGCUGCAUCCUCGCUCACAGCAUGGGGUUGGGCAAGACGCUGCAGGUCAUUUCCUUCACUGACAUCCUACUGAAGAAUACUGAGGCUCACACUGUGCUGGCCAUUGUUCCUGUGAACACACUUCAGAACUGGCUGACCGAGUUUAACCUCUGGCUCCCACCACAAGAAUCCCUUUCCCCUGACACUGACCCUGCACUCGUCACCGGCCGCACAUUCAAAGUUCACAUUCUCAAUGAUGAGCACAAGACGACGCUGGCCAGGGCCAAAGUUGUGGAGCACUGGUCCAGAGAUGGAGGGGUGUUGCUGAUGGGCUAUGAGAUGUACCGCCUGCUGUCCAUGAAGAAAAGCUUUGUGAUGGGCAAGAAGAGGAAAUCAAAGAAGCCCGCCGGACCAAUCAUCAUUGACCUGGAUGAAGAAGAUAGACAGCAGGAACUCAUGAAAGGUAUUGAAAGGGCCAUAGCGCGGCCUGGCCCAGAUGUGGUGAUAUGUGACGAGGGUCAUCGUAUUAAAAACUACCAUGCCAGCACAUCACAGGCUCUGAAGAACAUCCGCUCCCGGCGCAGAGUAGUCCUGACCGGUUACCCGUUGCAGAACAACCUUAUUGAAUACUGGUGCAUGGUGGACUUUGUUAGGCCUGACUUUUUAGGCACACGUCAGGAGUUCAGCAACAUGUUUGAGCGGCCCAUUCUGAACGGGCAGUGCGUGGACAGCACACCUCAAGAUGUCCGCUUGAUGCGCUACCGCAGCCAUGUGCUGCAUAGCCUGCUGGAGGGGUUCGUCCAGAGACGAGGUCAUGAUGUGCUGCGAGACCAUCUCCCCUCCAAGGAGGAGCAUGUGAUCUUGGUGCGACUCUCUCCCAUUCAGAGGGCGCUGUAUACCGAGUUCAUGAAACGCUUUCGAGAAGCAGGGAACAGUGGCUGGCUGGGUCUAAACCCACUCAAAGCCUUCUGUGUCUGCUGCAAGAUCUGGAAUCACCCAGAUGUCCUCUAUGAAGCCCUGCAGAAGGAGAAUCAGGCAAACGAGCAGGACCUGGACCUCGAUGACAUCACUUCAACUAGUAACCCCCGCUGCCCUGCACCAGGUUCUGGCCUCAAAGCCAAAGUGGCCGACUCGAGCAACAGCAAAGGCAACAACACCCUGCCACCACUCAAUCACUCUCAGGAAAGAGCCAAUCAAGUUAUCACAUAUGAAUGGGCAAAAGGCAUAAUGUCAAACUACAGCACAGGAGUUCUGGAGAACUCUGCCAAGAUGAUUCUGCUCUUUCAUUUGAUUGAUGACAGUGUAGGAAGAAGAGACAAGAUUUUGGUCUUUAGUCAAAGUUUGUCCACCCUGACGGUCAUUGAGGACUUCUUAUCGAAGAGAGCCAUGCCGAAAGGCAUCGCCUCCUCUGACGCCCAGAGCCAAAACUGGGUUCGCAACCUCAAUUACUACAGACUGGAUGGGAGUACUUCUGCCUCAGAAAGAGAGCGACUUAUAAAUCAGUUUAAUGACCCAGAAAACAACACAACGUGGGUCUUUCUCCUUUCAACAAGAGCGGGCUGCUUGGGGGUAAAUCUGAUUGGGGCCAACCGUGUCGUUGUGUUUGAUGCCUCCUGGAACCCAUGUCACGAUGCUCAGGCGGUGUGUAGGGUGUACCGCUAUGGUCAGAGGAAACCCUGCUACAUUUACCGCCUUGUCUGUGAUUUCACAUUGGAGAAGAAGAUCUAUGACAGACAAGUCUCCAAACAGGGCAUGUCUGACCGUGUGGUUGAUGACCUGAACCCAGUAUUGAACUUCACUCGUAAGGAAGUGGAGUCGCUGCUUCAUUUUGUGGAAGAGGAACCUGAUAAAAUCUCUCUGGAAUCCCAGGGGGAAUUUGAAAUAGUGAUGUAUACAGCUUGUCAGCUUUAUCCACACCUCAUCACCAAGCAACCUUUUCAUCACGAGUCUCUGCUGGUGGACCGGAAGGAGUCGAAGCUGACCAAAGCAGAGAAGAGAGCCGCCAAGAAGAGCUAUGAGGAUGAGAAACGAGCCUCUGUGCCCUACUCUCGCCCAUCAUACGCCCCCUACUACCCAACCAGUGAUCAGACGCUCACAAACAUACCAGCAUUUAACCAACGCGGCUGGCGUCCCAUGGCACGACCAGAUGACAAGCCUGUGGCAAGUGUCAGGCCCAUCCAGUCAACCCCGAUCCCCAUGAUGCCUCGCCAGGUCGGCAUGGGCAUGGCUGGCUCCAGCUCUGCCGGCAGCCUGCCUGUCAACUUCCUGCAGAAAGCUGGAGUUUAUGUACAGAGGAUCGUCACCACAACCGAUAUUGUAAUCCCAGGAGCCAACAGCACAACAGAUGUUCAAGCUCGAAUUAGUGCAGGGGAGAGCAUCCAUGUUAUCCGAGGAUCAAAAGGUACCUACAUCAGGACAAAUGAUGGAAGGAUCUUUGCUAUUCGUUCUGGAAAGAUCAGUAGGCCGGCAGUCGGGGGCUCUGCUGCUGCAAGAGACACCCAGGGUUCCCUGAUCCACCCACUCAGUAAUGGCUGUUCAUCGCCUGUGGAUCAACAGCAGGGCUCCCCCAACGGGGAGCAGCGGCCCUCCUCUCCCUUAAACUCUGAGAUUCUCAGAGAGUUCAGCCGCUACGCUGCAUCCACAAGUGAUGCGGGCAUGGGGAAUGAAUUGCCGUCACCGUCAGAAAUGUUGGCUGUACCAGCAGGGGAUGAAGGCAGUUCGCGAAACAAUCAGACUGCUGACCUCAGUAGGCAACUCGGUGGAGACCUCUUGAGCUCAGCUUUAGAGAUGCGAGGCAGCAAGCGCAGGAGUACUGAAAGCCAUGGCAACACACAAAUAGGAGGAAAACGCACUUCUGCUGCAACACGUUUCCCAGGACUGUCAAUGGGCUCCAGUGGGCUCAGUUUUCCCCCUGUGGGUCUGAACACGACCUCCCUACUGGGGAACCUAGGUCACAUAAGUCAUCCCCUUCUGAUGGAUGGUGGUGGUGGAUCGUCAUUCCUUCAGACACCAGGACAAACACUGGCUGACCUACCGACCAUGUUCCCCUCUGCAGGCUCGGACCUACUGAGACAGUCUGCCACAGGACACCUUCCCACCCCCUCCUCGUCCUCUCUGUCCACUGUUUUCUCCUCUGCUUCCACCACCAUCCCCAUGUCAUCUACACCCUCGGCAGCAACUUCUUCCUCCCUGGCGUCGGGUUCCCUGCCUUCGUACUUGAUGAAUCCCAACAUGGCUGGCCUGCUUUCGUCAGGCUUUCCUCUCAACUACAGUCCGUCGCUGCUUUCUGAGCCGAGGAUGUUCCCCACCUCUCUCCUCUCUGGCUCAGGGGGAUUCCCCACGCCUAACUCCAGCUCUACUGCAUCCAGUUUCCUCUCCCAUUUCAACAAUCCCACUUCCAGUCUGUUGGGGGCAGCUCUGACCCAGCCGGACCUACAUCCAAGUACGGAGAACGGCGGCAGUAGUUCUGAUGAUGAUGUAAUAGAGGUGACGGGACAGUAGAGACUCAAUAAGUCCUGGAGUUUCACACAUAAUUUGCAUUAGGGACGGGAAUGAUUGCACAUUUACUAUCUCAACAAAAUUGAUUCUGUUACAGUACCUACCCUAACCUAUGAAUGGAUAAUUGAAGGCCAGAUGCAUUGUUAUAUUCUGAUUGUGUGAGUGCAUCAGAAUGCACGGGAGUUAAAGAGAAAAAAAGGGAAAUUCUACAAUGAUGAAGUGACUGGUCUUUUUUGUUUUUAAAUCAAUUUUAAUCCUGAACACAUACUGUGAAGUUGGAAAAGAUUGUGAUAAGUUAAAUGUGUUUCGGCCUUGCUGUUAGACUAGCCAUUAAAACAGUUUAUAUCAUUCACAUAUUUACCAGUGAAAUUGCAAGUUAACGGCAUUCCCAUUCCUAAUGUUCUCAUUAAACUAUAUACACACACACACACACACACACACACACACACACACACACACAGACACAGACUCUCACCUGCAACUGAGAGAAUCAACUAUUACCUUAAUGACUGUACACAGUCAGAGUAACAAAUCGUUAUGCUGAAUAUCUUCUACUUGUUCAGCUGGAGCAUCAGAAUAGUGGGAACAGACCAUUAUUGUUCGGGGACCAGCUGACAUUUUUGUGGGCUUUUUAACCACAGCAUCUCCUGCUACACUUUAACACAAGGCCUCACCGUGCUGUUAGUUUUUGUUUUUUUUCUCUCCAUGAACGCAGAUGGCAUAAUGUGAGGAAAAACUGCUUCAUGUUGGAUUGUCUCAUGAUAUAUUGCUGUGAAACAGUCCGGUGCAAACCAAAAUUUGACAUUUCCGCAGUACUCACCUGCUGAAAACAAAUUAUACUAAUUUUAUUUCAGCACUGUUUCUAAUAAACAAUACUGGUAAGCUACAUAGUACAAUAAAUAACUACAGAACGUUGUUAAAAUCCACCGGACAAUAUAUUUAGAGAAAAUCCUUCGAGGCUUACCUUUAAUAACUGAAUCUUAGGCUUUCAGAGCGUAUUUUAGUCUUUAGCAAUUUGAUAGGCAUUGUAGCAUCCCCUGUUGAAUGGAUAUUAUGUGUGAUACUAUAACUGAACAUGUUGAUACUUUGUAAAUAGCAGUCAUUAUCAUUGUUUAUAUUGCAAGUCAAUACUGUGCAGUGUGUAGAUUUUGGUUGUAGAAAGAUGGUUUAUUAUUACAGUGACUAUCAUGAUAAACACGCUUUUGCAUUGAUGCUGGGGAAACAAAUGUACGUUCAACUUUAUAAUUUACCUCCCCCUCCCCCAUAAAACUACAAUGAAUGUACUUUGUUAGCCUUUGAUAAAACAGGGGCUGGGACAUGGAUUCGGACUGUGUUCUUUCAUUUUUAGCCUUAAAUAACACAAAGGGGUCUUGAGUCUUAGCAUUUAUCUUAGUACAUCCCUUUUUACAAAUCUGUUGGAACUACUGAGCAUUUAGACAGUCAGUGUCAAACUCAUUAACACAAGCAUUGGGCUGAUUCAGCAGUGAUUAAAAGCACCAAGUCUGAAAGCUAAAAGGAGCACAAAGCUUUUAAGGUUUAAUGUUGCUAAAUCAUCCACCUCUUUUGUUGCAGUUUUUACUUAAGUGUCCCCCACCAUCAGUCAGCCUACACCCUACAUGUAGUUUUGACUCUUAAUUACUCGCUGAGAACAAAUAUUACCUAAACUGUAGAAAACAUUGCAUUCACGACGCCUGAGUGUUUCAAACCUGAAGUCAAUGAAGCCACCAACCAUCAAAACGGAUAUCGAACAUGACUGUGGACCGGUGGUGGCCUUACCAAACUGACAGUGCCAACGUGGUAGCUUUUCACAGAGGUGCAUCUUUAAAAGCUGUGCAGUGUAAGUAGCUUCUGUCAGUAGUGUCAGUCGGUGUAGGUCUGUGGUGCUUUAGGGAGUUUAGGCCUUUGCUGUUCUCUGUAGCCUUGUGUUUCCGUGUUGUGAGGACACCUCAAGGUAUGUAGACUGUAACACUGGAUAACCUGAGACAAUUUUUAUGGGUAGGUUUGUUUUCUUCUGAGGAUCUUUUGCUCCCACAGUCAAGAGUACUGUGCACUUUUUGCUACUUACUGGCUCCUUCCCUUGUUGUUGUUCUGGAUGCUAUGUUUCUAUCAUCAAGGAUGUCUCCAGUUUUCUUCAGCAUGUCCGGGGAACUUGGGCUGGUUGGUUUCAGAUUUGAAGGUGGAGCUGGCUCUUUGAUAAAGGAUCAUAUCUGCUUGUGAACUGAAUUGUCUUUAUUCUCAGUCCCUUGGAAACAUUUUGCAUUUGAAUCUUGUGAAUCAUCAGUUUAUAAAACAAAACCUGUCUGCCAUUUCUUGUCGGUUAUGUGCUUUUUUGUGUUUCAUGCAAAUGUCAUUUUGUUUAUGUUUUUUUUACAACUUCUUAUUGGUGUUCACUGGCCUGGCAGUUGUUUCCCUUCUUUUAAUGUAAGCGUCUGAAAUGUAUUUAUGAUGGAAAUACAUUCUUUUUUUGCAGUUAAAUUUUUUAACCUUUUGUUCACUUUGACCCAUUGACGGCUGAUCCAGUAAGAGUUUCGUACAUGCAGCCUAGAUCGAAGCAAAAUAUGACUGUGUUAUCAAUGUUAUUUUAACAAUAAAACACUUCUAUUGCAGUGUGAA
Molecule: messenger RNA, 7320 nt
Organism: Perca fluviatilis (European perch)
Lineage: Eukaryota; Metazoa; Chordata; Actinopteri; Perciformes; Percidae
Gene: rad54l2
Product: RAD54 like 2
Exons: 22
Coding region: 211-4710 (1499 amino acids)
Cellular component (GO): nucleus
Molecular function (GO): ATP binding; ATP hydrolysis activity; ATP-dependent chromatin remodeler activity
Source: RefSeq, a predicted model, not a curated record